This is a messenger RNA of Rotaria socialis, 1929 nucleotides long. The record is from the annotation of a GenBank genome assembly. Lineage: Eukaryota; Metazoa; Rotifera; Eurotatoria; Philodinida; Philodinidae.
AUGGCAGUCUCCAACAAGAAUCUAUCAUCUCCUCGAAAGUUAGCGUUAAUUAUUGGCAAUCAGAAAUAUCAAUCUGAAAAUAAGCAAAGAUAUGCUAUCAAUAAUGCUACUGAUUUCAGCAAUGUGCUCGAGAGUAUAAACUUCACUACAACAAAAGCGUGCGACAUCAGUAAGCAAGACAUGGCUAGUCAAAUUGUUGACUUUAGAAACAAGAUUAACGACGGGGACCUAAUUUUAUUCUACUUUUCUGGCCAUGUUUAUCAGGCUAAUGGCAAAACAUACUUGAUACCUACUAAUGAUUCCAACAUAGAAAAAGAGUGCGACUUUGAUGACUUUGCAAUCAAUUUUGAGGGAACGGUAAAACGACUAGUAGAAAAAAAUCCAUCUUUUGUGACCAUAUUCCUUUUGGAUUACUGUUCACCAUACGUGCUGAUGAAUGGAUCAGCAGCCAAACUGAAGACCAAUGGCAAAGGUCUGUCUGAAAUACAGCCACCUCCUGGAACAUUCAUCCAAUUUGCUUGUAGUGCCAAUCAAACAAGCCUUGCUGUACUAGGAGCAAAUCGUAAUAGCUUGUAUACAAAGCACUUGCUACAAAAUAUUACAGAAGAAAAUGUCCCAAUAAGUGAUCUUUUCAGGCGAGUAAGAAAUGCUGUGCACCAAGAAAGCAAUCAAAGACAAAUACCAUUGUCAAUGGACGGUUUAAGACAACAUAAACAAGCCUCUCUCAAUGAAGUAAUCGUUGCUCGUCUACGUACACAAGAUUUCCUAUCAAAAGAACCGUUAUCACAAAGUGAAUACAGAUAUUACGAGCGAUGCAAAGAAUAUUAUCGCGGCACAGGAAAACCAUUGGUAUCCGUUGCUAGUGAAGUUUUGGACAACAGUAUUGGAUUAACGUCAUCAAUACUGAAAUUCGGCAUCGAUGACAAUUAUUGUAAUUUCGAUGUACAAGAUUUCUUGACUACAUUUUGUGAGAAAAUGCCUCUAAAAAUGGAUGAUAUUGUGGUUAAAGGAAUACAGGCAGGCUCAGUUAUAAUGACAGUGGCAAUUACCGGGGAAACAAAAUCGAAUGAUAAAAAGCGGUGUUUGCAACUGGUAUACAAAUCAUUCACCGAUAGCUUACAAGACGAACUAGGCAAGAUGAAGACGUUUUUCAUCUUUAUGGGUCCCGAAGAAUCAUUACUGAAAAUUCAAAAAUAUCAAGAAAAGCUUUAUUUGCAUCCGGAGUUUAACCGUGUAUAUGUCCGUGGUCGCGACUUCUGGCAAGGUGCUCUCAGUGAUGGCAAAGGCCGUGGUAGUCCCUACUAUUGUCCUGUUGGAUGGAAACGAUGGUCAUUUUAUGUUACUGAUAGGUUCGAUGAAAAAUUUAACGGGUGGUGUAUAUGUUAUCACGGCACAAAAUUUGCGUACGGCAUAUCCAUUCUUUUGAAUGGACUGAAACCGGCGUAUAGACACGAGCAUGGUGCUGGUAUAUAUGUCACUCCAUCCAUUAACUAUGCGAGUCAUCCGAGAUACGCUGAAGUGAAGCAAAUUCCUUCAUCUUUUCGAAAUACUUUCAAAUUAGGUGACUAUAUACAAUAUGUGUUAGAAUGUCGUGUGCAUCCAAACAGUAUUAAAAAGAUAGUUUUGGAAACAUUAAGGUGCAAAAAUAACGUUAGAAUUGAUCCUAAUAUAGAGAAUGAGCGUUUGGAAUGGGUAAUCGAUACUUCUAAAAAAACCAUCGUCGAUUUUAAUGACCCAGAAUCUCCAAUCGUUUGCACAGGAUUGAUGAUACGUGUUACACAGGAUCAUCCUGGUUUGCUACCAGAAUCCCAAUGGUGGUUUGCGUCGCAUUUAUGUGAAUCAGAAAAUUGUUGCAAGGCAGGAAUAGAACUUUCUAUUUUGACCAGAAAAUUGCAACGAGGAAGCACUUGCAGCAUUAUCUAUGACUGA